AUGGAGUGGAGUAUCAUUUUUCCUGUUGCCUUUGUCGUUUGCAGGUCACUAGAAGGACUGAAAACAUUCAGUUACUUGGAAGAGCUGAUCUUGGACAACAAUCUACUUGGAAAUGACCUUCUGUUACCCAGGUUACCCCACCUCCAUACCUUAACGCUCAACAAGAAUCAAAUAACAGAAUUAGAAAGCCUUUUGGAUCAUUUGGCUGAAGUUGUGCCCUCACUACAGUAUCUCAGUUUGCUUGGAAACAUGGCCUGCCCAAAUGAACUGGUCUGCAAAGAAAAGGAUGAAGAUGACUACCAGAGGUACAGAUAUUUUGUCCUGCACAAAUUGACAAACCUGAAAUUUCUCGAUACUCGGAAAGUAACCAGGAGGGAGAGAGAGGAAGCAGUGGUAAGAGGUGCCUUCAUGAAAGUGGUUAAGCCCAAGGAUGCUAAGGCCUCCAGUGAUGCUGCCUCCACCUCUCCAGAGAUGCAUUAUACACCUCUGCCUUCGGGAUCCAGAGACCUCACCAAUCACAGAGGCAUUUUGGGAAAAUGCCGCUACAUCUACUAUGGAAAACAUUCUGAGGGCAACAGAUUCAUCCGAGACGACCAGCUAUAAAACACAGCGUUGUUUCGUGCCUCUUCCAUCCCACCCCAUAAGAAGCACAAAUUGUGUCUAAAUUUUCAGCAUGUAACUAAAGUCCUCUAGUGCCUUCUGCUGACUUUGCCAACCCUGUCAAGAUCAUCCUUCUAUCUUAGUCUGAGUAGUCACAUAGAGAUUGACAUGAUUGCCUUUAAGCAGGUCCCAUCCACCAGUGUGACAGACAGCUGCAGCCGAGCACCCGACCUGACAGGAGGAGCACCGUGAUGGAUUGCCUGGUCCGGUUGCCGCUCGCGGAAGAGCAGGGGUCACACCUGGGGCUUCAGUGAGCAUGCUCCAUGGGUCGGCGCCUCAGCAAAAGCAGCACGUUUAUCUCCAGCUUGCCUGUUGAGCAAAAGUGGCUGGCGAUAUCAAAGUGUUUAUAAAAGAGAGAGGCUAUAGUUUCAGAUGAAAAAGCCCUUAUCUGUUCCUAUUUUUUUCCCUGUGAAUUAAGUGCUUGUGUUUCUAUCAUCUCAUACAUGCUUACACAAAUCCUUUCACAGUGUUUUCUUUGGUUUGGUGUGUGUGUCCCCCCCCCAGCCCCAAAUGAGCCUAGAUGGAUUAUUUUUUUCUUUCAACAGGGAAAAAAAUAUAUCCUGAAAAUAUUUCGCCCAUGCAAAGUACUAGCAAUUUGUAUGGUUGUUUAUAUGCAAAGGAAAAGGACUUAAGCAAUUUUGCAGACAAGCAAAAUUUGCUAAUUCUUAAAUUACAUCUCAACGUUUACUAACUCUGACCUUCAGAAAAGUGAUCAUUUUUUAAUGCUGUAGAAUAGUGGCGCAGCUUAACUGUAUAUACUUGGAGGAAGCCCUCAGUUGUGAUUUGACAGUGUGUGUUAUUCCUGGUUUAUUGCACAAGAUAUUUUUAACUUGUACAGAGAUGACAUUAAGAAUUAAAUGCUUAAAUUUGGAAAGAAAAAAGUGCUUAAAAAGAGUGAUAUAAAGUAAAAUUGCCACCAGAUGGGUAUGAUUAUUCAGAGGGGGAAAAAAAGUCAAUAAAAGUAACUGGUGGAAUUAACAUAAUUAACAGCUUUAAUAAUAUGUUCUAGAGAAGAAUUCUGAUUAAUCUCUUUUGAUGUCUGUGUAAGAAAGGCUAUUGUCAAAUUUUCAGUGGAAAAGCACAUAUUUCCUGCUUUUCUGAUAAACAGGUUGGACAUAUUUAGAAUUGUGAACUUGUUAGCACGCAAAAAAGAUCCCAAUACCUCAUGCGUAUAUUCUGUUAAGUGCUACUAGAUACAGUGCGAUUGGCCAAGGAAAUUCUGACUUCUGGGCUGUUCCAAACCCAUGCACAGCGGCCCCAGUUGAGAGUCGUCACUGUCCGGCUGUUCUUGGCUUGUUUGAAAUUACUUGGUGUUCUUCAUUCACUUUCCUGGUUGAAAAAAAUGUCAGUUUUUAGAAGUUGCCUACCUUUGGGGGGCUAUUACCAGCUAGUGUUGCAGGUGGAAGCGAACUGGAUAUUGAAGCCCAUCGUGAAAGCAGGUUUGACUGACGAAAAAGAACGAGACUGGCAGCUUGCUGCUGCUGAACGUUUUAGGCCUUACUGAGUAAAUGGAAGCCUUCACUCGCUCUGAAAGUCUAUCAUAAAUCUUUAACAGAUACUUAAAAUCAGUGAUGAGCGUAGAACGAUCCAGUUCACACCACCUGUCGUUCAAAUUGAGCUCUGAGCUGUCUGCCAUACAAAUCGGUGUCUGGAAAGCGUGUUUUGGCCACUUGUUAACUCCUCUGCUAAUGUCAUACAUGGCUACAAAUGAAAUGCCAAUUCACGUUAGAAGUCCUAGAAGAUAUUAGAUAAAGGAAAACUACAUGCCUCUUCUUUUAAUCAAAAAUAUCAUUAGAAAUAUUUAGGGCACUUGUCGUCUCUCUUGGUUACCAAAAUAACAGCAAUCCUAGUUUGUUCAUAUCAUAUUGUCUGUUUGAAGCCUCCGCGCAUUUUGGCCAUGGCAUAUUACAAGCAGCAAGGUUCUGAAUAGGGGUGUUUAGAAUAACCUAAUGUCACUUUCAGUCUGGUUGCAUAUAUGUUCUUGUCUUUAUAAAAGGCUUUAACCCUGCCUCAAACAAUAAACAGCAUUUGCAAACUGACCGCAUGAUUUUUCCAUCUUUAUUUUGUUUGUUUACUUUUCCUAAUGUCAAAACCGUUUGCAUCAUUUUCAGGAGUGUUUUCUUCCCAGGAAAGCUUUGGAGGCAAAAAUAUUUUUGGAAUGAGAUGUGAUCAAAGUCUCUUCCAUUUUGUUUUUUGUUUUCACUUGGGGGGUUAUAUACCUAUAGUUAAAUAUGGUAAAGCCCUAAUUAAAACCUGCUCAAAGGGAAUUCACACUAAGUGUCACUGAUUCUGGAAAAUCAAAAGGAUAAUCUAUGAAUAAUUAUUUUAUUUUACUAGCAUGCAUUAGGAUAUUAUUUAAAAACAAGCAUGGACGUUUGUUACUGUUCAUGCUAACAUAAUUCUUUUUUACUAUGCGGAGCAUUUUAUUUUCUGAUGUCUUCUGCUGAAGUUCUGUUUUAAGAGAUGGCAAACUUUUCAAACCCGGGGCUGCUAUCUACACUUUGCUCGUUCCUCAGUGGGAACUGCGCCUGAAUUUCUCAACUGAACUGAGUAUCAUUUAGGAUGAAAUUUGCAAUAAAGUAAUCUGAGAAGAGAUUCCACUCUCUCUCCUUUACUCCCCCUUCUCCACACAUGGCUCAUCUUUCCUUCUCAAGAUUAACCAGGCUAUCAAAAAUAAAAUACUUGCCUACAAAGCUGUAAGGAUUUUAAAAUGUGUAUCUUUCCAAGGAACCACUGCAUUCUUAGUUCUUUGUGUUGUCACAAGAAAAAUUUUGGCCAGCCAUGUUUCUUGAUGGUUAACAAGGUUUGACAUCCGAGGUGUGCUUGAAUAAGUAGUCUUCA
Pygoscelis adeliae (Adelie penguin) is the source of this 3501-nucleotide messenger RNA. It is a transcript of the gene LRMDA, whose product is annotated as chromosome unknown open reading frame, human C10orf11. Gene Ontology annotation, molecular function: protein binding. The record is from RefSeq and is a predicted model, not a curated record. The transcript is spliced from 6 exons. Lineage: Eukaryota; Metazoa; Chordata; Aves; Sphenisciformes; Spheniscidae. Bases 1 to 603 code for a protein of 200 amino acids. Gene Ontology annotation, biological process: melanocyte differentiation.